CUCGUAGAAAUGGACCAUGGAAAUUUUUCCGCUCAUGCCGCAAGCCACUUCGACAACGGCUUCAUAUCGCAGCAUCGGCGUUGGACUUCAGUUGGCCAUACUCGCAGUCUCCUCUCGGCUAUUAGCACGUGUGGUCCACCUUUCGCGCGCUUUUCGCUACGCAAUAACAAAAGUUCACAAGUCAGUUCGUAUGCACGCUUGCCACAGGCGCAACAACCUGCGCUUUCUUUCGCUAUCGCGGCACGUAACCGGUUAGAGCUAAACACGUGACUAACGCAGUGUACGAGUGUCGUGCGAACGCGUACUUGAACACCACAUUGUUGUUGGCUGCAUUGCAUUGCUGCGUACGUGACCUUUCGCAAGCUGUGCGGGAUGUCGCCUACAACGACUGGGAGAUUUGUGUUCCACGCAUUGCUGUUGGCUCUACUUUGCGUGCACAUUUGUGAGGGGGUUGCAGCUUUGUUGCAAAAAGAAUUGUGGUUAGAGUGCUCGUGCAUGUAUGCCACCGAGCGCAAUGCAACCAGUUGGGGCAACAUCGCCAUUAACGGAAACACUUUGCGUGGCGCCAAGAAAGAUUGUUACUUAAUCUUCAUCGUGGGUGGCAACGAUGAGUUGGUCGCCCUGCGCUUCCAGACGCUGCAGCUGGCCGCCGGCUGUUCGGAGUACAUUGAAAUAUUUCCGUUCCUGCGGGAGCCCGUCAUUGAGUACUCGACUAAUCCGGAUUAUGUUAUAUGCAAUCGUACCGCUGUCACAUCGUCCAGUGUGUCAGCAUUAGCAUCUGUAACGGCUGCCACGACGUUAGCAUCCAAUCGUAGUGUUGCAGCAACAAAUACCAUGUCGCCACCCACAACGGCUGAAAUCAAGCAGAAAGCGACAUCGUCCGUUAACGCCAACACAAUGUCGCUGGCGAUGUCAGCUAGCAAGCAGCUAGUGCCGGCUGCGAGUAGCGUUGCCAACCACGCUCAUUUAACGGUUAUUGCUGCCAAUAAUUCGGUUGCCGCCGCUGUCGGUGAUUUACGUGGCAAUGAGUUUAUUUAUAGUGCAGGCAAAAUUUUCGGCAUUCGCGUACGUUUUAACCAACAACAACAAUUGCAGCGCGAGCAAGCGCUGGGAAAUGAUGCUGACGGCGGCGUUGCGCUCAAAAAUUGGCUGCUCAAUAUAACGGGAGAAUAUCGAUUCUUGAAGAAGGAACAUUUUCAAAAUGAUGGACGUCUCAUACCCGGCUCAUAUUGUGACUAUUACUUUUUUGCCGAUCCCAAUGCGAAACCUGAGAGCUUCGAGAUUUGGCAAUACUUUCAUUCGCCUCGCUUUCCAGCAAAAUAUCCGGCGCACAUCAAAUGCGCCUACAAAUUUAUUGGCCGGCCAGAAAGUCGUGUAGAAAUAGUCUUUGAAGAAUUGCAUCUGCCCAAAAAGGACAACAGCUGCAGCAUGGAUAAACUUACAAUUUUCGACUCGGAGUCAGCCAAUAUGAAUGCCGUUAUUGAUGUUAUUUGCGAUACGCCGCCAACGCGACGUAUUAUUAGUUCCGGUCCCGAUUUGCUAAUCGAAUUCAACGCUAGUUCCAAUAAGACAGCCAAAGGCUUUCGUGGCAAAUUCAAAUUUAUACACAAUGAAGUCGAAGAUCAAUUUGUGCCAGCGAUGACAAAUGAUUUGACAACAGAAAAAAUAAUUGCUCUCGAAAGAAUCGGUUUGCGAAAGGAGACUCCACGUUCCGUGCUCACGUCUGAUGAGUGGGGUAAAUUUUUCAAAGAUAAUGAAAAUUGUAAGCAAAUAUAUGAUUCGCGUGUAAACAAAUCCGGUCGUUUUGACACAGCUCAGCUGUUCCCCACAGUUCCAAAUGUCAAUAUCAUACCAGUGUUGUCGCCCUCGAGAGUGCAGUGUCGAUUUGAAUUUUACGGCGGCGCCGACGAGAGGGUGCAGAUCAAAUUUUUGGAUUUCCACAUUCCGGCAGAAAAUAAAAACGCUACAGAAUGCAAGACAAAUGAUGUGCUACAGCUGCUUACUCAAGUGCGUGGGAAAUACGAACCAGCUGAAACAUUUUGUGGAGCAUUUCUACCCAAACCUAUCAUGUCGAAUGGGCCGAAAUUGCUACUCCAAUUUAUUGGCCGGUAUCCCCCAACUGGCUCGAAAAUCAAUUACUACGGCUUCAAAGCAGAGUAUAAGUUUGUAAAGAAUUUUGGGAUAUCCACGGGACAGCAGGUUGAUGAAAAUUGUACGUUCACGUAUAAUAGUACAAAUCGGAAAUCCGGUUGGUUUGGGUCCCCGAACUUUCCUGGUUAUUACCCACAAAAUAUGAUUUGUCAUUACUACUUCUAUGGUGAACCAGAUGAGCGUGUCAUUAUACGAUUUACUUUCUUUGAUGUUGAGGGUAUCGGCACUUGUGAAUAUCUGACAGCAAGCGAUUAUGUGGAAUUUUCGAAUUUUAUGAGCACUGAUCGCAAAUAUGGAAGAUACUGUGGAAAACGGGACAAAUUUGAGGUGCGCUCAGAUGGUCGGUUUUUUCGGGUUUCUUUCUAUUCAAACGACCGUUUCGAUAAAACUGGAUUUCGUGCUAUAUACGAUUAUCAAGGAAAACGGUCGCGCGUGGAAAAUACCUCAAUGCAGAGCUAUAUAUCUGGCAGUAGUGGUAUCCUCAAAUCAUAUUACAGUCUUCAAAAUGCAUUUACUCUGAUAAUGUUGUUAAAACUAUUUGCAUAUUUCAAAAUAAUAAUUUAAAGAAAUUGUGUAA
Molecule: messenger RNA, 2728 nt
Organism: Bactrocera oleae (olive fruit fly)
Lineage: Eukaryota; Metazoa; Arthropoda; Insecta; Diptera; Tephritidae
Gene: Sol1
Product: Sol1
Cellular component (GO): plasma membrane
Source: RefSeq, a predicted model, not a curated record